Messenger RNA from Quercus lobata, 315 nucleotides. RefSeq lists its product as uncharacterized. NCBI's taxonomy places the organism in Eukaryota, Viridiplantae, Streptophyta, Magnoliopsida, Fagales, Fagaceae. The transcript has a single exon. The coding region runs from base 1 to 315 and encodes 104 amino acids. The record is from RefSeq and is a predicted model, not a curated record.
AUGAACAUUAAGCAGCGGGAGGACGAGACGCUAAGGUCCUACAUAACUCGUUUCAACAAGGAGGCCCUCUCAAUUGACGAGGCGGAUGACAAGAUAGUCAUGGCAGCAUUUACUAAUGGGCUACAAAAGGGUAAGUUCCUGUUUUCUCUGUACAAGAACGAUCCAAAGACCAUGUUGGAUGUGCUUUACAGGGCCACCAAGUAUAUAAACGCGGAAGACGCACUGCUGGCCCGCGAGAAUAGGCCCAGAAAAAGGGAAAGACAGGAGGAUACACAGCAGGAUAGGGGGCGCAAGGUGGCCAAGACCGGAGAAUGA